UUGUAACGGUUUUGUGUUCUCUAAUUUCAUUUGUGAUUAUCGAAUAACAUUUCUGUGUUUGUAGUUGGACCAUGGGCCGGCAGCUCCAGAACCACCCACCGAUCCUCCUCAGAUGCAGAGUGGAAAUGACCCAUCGUUUACGAAAGCGAGGACAGGUCCUCAAGCACCGAUCGAUCCAGCCCAACCGCAGACAGCUAACGAGCCGGCGUUUAUGGAAACGACAACAGGUCCUGAAGCAUCUAUCAGUCUGGCUCCAUCGCAAACUGCUAACGAGCGGACGUAUGCGGAAGCGACGACAGGUCCUGAAGCAUCGAUCGGUCAGGCUCCACCGCAGACUACUAACGAGCCGCUGUUGACCCAGUCGAGAAUAGUCAAUGUCGGAGCAGUCACAACCCGUCAGCUCCGACAGAUCAUUCGCAAGCAUGAAAAAGAUAUGUUGGAGCUAAAGGUUUCAAUUCAGUCAUUGAGUGUAGCAAUGCAUACGAUUGAGGACCGUAUCGUUGGUUGGAUUCUUGACGGCCUUAAAUCACAACAACUGUUUAGACUGUGUUUUCUUGAUGGUUUUGCUGGUUUUGGGGGUCAAGUGGUAGUGGUUUAA
Theobroma cacao (cacao) is the source of this 598-nucleotide messenger RNA. NCBI's taxonomy places the organism in Eukaryota, Viridiplantae, Streptophyta, Magnoliopsida, Malvales, Malvaceae. The record is from RefSeq and is a predicted model, not a curated record.